AUACAGAGAGUUGGUGUGGCUAAUGUGCAAUUUUGUAUGAAUCGACUUAGCUCCGCGUCGAAACGCUUUCUCGUACACAGAGUUGGUGUGUCUAUUUCCCACUCCAUCAGAUCCGCCGGGAACCGCCGACGCCGAGUCAGUCUGAAAUUCCCCACGUGGUCUUCGGUAAAACAGAAUAAUCACGUUAGCCGGGCCCUAAGCACUUCAUACUUCACCCAUUCCUACCAGGACUGAGCCAACAACCACUGCCUACCAUCCGACAGACAACUAAACUCAGGUUUUGAACGCGUCAUUGAAGUCUCAAUUGGUUUUUGCAUCGAACCUCAAAGUCUAUUUGGAGAAGCUCAAUCUGAUUUUUGGUUGGAACAAAUGGGGCUUCUCAGCAUUAUUCGAAAGAAAAAGAAGGAAAAAGAAAUACGUAUACUCAUGGUUGGGCUUGACAAUUCCGGCAAGACAACCAUUGUGCUGAGAAUUAAUGGAGAGGACACCAGUGUUGUCAGUCCCACACUCGGCUUCAACAUCAAGACCAUCAUUUACCAAAAGUAUACCCUCAAUAUAUGGGAUGUCGGGGGCCAGAAAACAAUAAGAUCGUACUGGAGAAACUAUUUCGAGCAAACUGAUGGUCUGGUAUGGGUAGUUGACAGUUCAGAUCUUAGAAGGUUAGAAGACUGCAAAGCGGAACUCGACAAUCUUCUGAAGGAGGAGAGGCUUUCUGGAUCAUCCUUGUUGAUACUAGCAAAUAAGCAGGACAUAAAAGGUGCCCUUACUCCGGAAGAAAUUGCCAAGGUUUUGAACUUGGAGGCUAUGGAUAAAACUCGGCACUGGCAAAUUGUCGGCUGCAGUGCAUUCACCGGUGAGGGACUGCUUGAGGGAUUCGAUUGGUUGGUCCAAGACAUUGCCUCUCGGAUCUAUGUUCUUGAUUAGUGCCAAUUUUAUGUCACUGGAAGGUAAUGGGGAUCACAAUCCAUGGAUUGGCAGAAUAUGUUUCUUCAAUUUGUUGUAGCAACGGAAGAACCCAAACGGAAUCUUGAAGUGAUCGGUAAGCAACAGCAAGACCGCGCUGUAAUGAAUGUCGCGAGACAAGCUAUGUUUACAUUUAUAUUAUGUUGUCGAUGUAUCGGCCUGUUUGUGAUUGUUUCUCACUAAGAGUUUUUAUGAGACGAUGUGUGUUUUAGUUAAUGAGACGAUGCUGUGUAGUAGUUCAAACGAGUGAUUAGCAUCGUAUUAACUUAUUAACCGUUUAGCGCUUGA
Messenger RNA from Pyrus x bretschneideri (Chinese white pear), 1251 nucleotides. Its product is annotated as ADP-ribosylation factor-like protein 2. The record is from RefSeq and is a predicted model, not a curated record. Gene Ontology annotation, cellular component: microtubule cytoskeleton; cytoplasm. Gene Ontology annotation, biological process: protein folding. Gene Ontology annotation, molecular function: GTP binding; GTPase activity. NCBI's taxonomy places the organism in Eukaryota, Viridiplantae, Streptophyta, Magnoliopsida, Rosales, Rosaceae.